Messenger RNA from Cheilinus undulatus (humphead wrasse), 2031 nucleotides. RefSeq names its product solute carrier family 34 member 1b (gene slc34a1b). NCBI's taxonomy places the organism in Eukaryota, Metazoa, Chordata, Actinopteri, Labriformes, Labridae. Gene Ontology annotation, cellular component: brush border; apical plasma membrane; vesicle. The transcript is spliced from 12 exons. Gene Ontology annotation, biological process: intracellular phosphate ion homeostasis; sodium-dependent phosphate transport. Gene Ontology annotation, molecular function: sodium:phosphate symporter activity. The record is from RefSeq and is a predicted model, not a curated record.
AUGUCCUCUCGAUCUAUAACCAUAGUGCACUCUGAGAGGUGCACAAGGCUCCACCACAAUGGGGUGAGGAUGCAGGGCACUCAGCUCUCCUCGAAACCAAAACUCCAGCAGGAGGAGGACAGAGAGUCCGGUAUCGGAUCCUCCCUUGACCUCAGCAGCGGCACCUUAGAGAGCUACAACCAACACACAAAUCACUCCUCCAGCUCACCUUCACUGGGGCAGGCAGGCACAUUCCCCACAGAGAGAGAUUUAGCGCACAUUGUAAGGCUAACCAUUUCUCUUCACGUCUGAACAGCAAUCGCAAACCGGACCAAGCAGGUUCUUAUUAAUCUAUCCAAGGUCCCCCUCGUCUUCAUCCUCCUCUUCCUCUUUGUCUGCUCCUUGGACACCCUGAGUUCAGCAUUCCAGUUAGCAGGGGGUAAAGUGGCCGGGGACAUUUUCCAGGACAAUGCUGUGCUGUCUAACCCAGUGGCAGGGCUGGUGGUGGGAAUCUUGGUGACUGUGCUGGUCCAGAGCUCCUCCACCUCCACCUCCAUCAUCGUCAGUCUGGUGGCCUCCGGAUUGCUUGAGGUGAGGUCAGCUGUUCCAAUCAUCAUGGGCUCCAAUAUUGGGACCUCGGUCACAAACACCAUAGUGGCCAUGAUGCAGGCAGCUGAGAGGAGCGAGUUUCAGCGUGCUUUUGCCGGGGCAACAAUUCACGACUGCUUCAACUGGCUUUCUGUGUUGGUUCUGCUGCCUCUGGAGGUGGUGAGUGGGCUCAUGACCUGGCUGUCGCACCUGCUGGUUACCAGCUUCAGCCUUCAGCCUGGGGAGGAAGCCCCUGAGAUGCUUAAGGUCAUCACUGAACCAAUCACCAAGCUUAUCAUUCAGCUGGACAAGUGUGUGAUCACAGGGAUCGCCAUGGGAAAUGAGGACAUGAGGAACAGGAGCCUGGUGAAAGAAUGGUGCCAGACUGACCGUGUUAUGCCUGUUGGAAAUUCAAGCACCGAAAACUGUGGCCCCUCACAUGACCUUUCCCAGUCGUUACUGAAAUGCAGGCAUUUAUUUGCGUCUACUGGCCUGUCAGACCUCUCUGUGGGCCUGAUUCUGCUGGUUUGCUCUUUGGCUGUCCUCUGUACCUGCCUGCUUCUUCUGGUCAAACUUCUCAACUCUCUUCUUAAAGGCCAAGUGGCAAAGGUUAUCCAUACAGUCAUCAAUACUGACCCGCCGUAUCCGUUUGAAUGGCUGGCAGGAUACAUGGCCAUGUUUGUGGGGGCAGGGAUAACAUUUUUGGUCCAGAGUAGCUCUGUCUUCACUUCAGCCAUGACUCCACUGGUGGGUAUUGGUGUCAUCAGUCUGGAGCGGGCCUAUCCUCUCACCCUGGGUUCCAACAUAGGCACCACGGCCACAGCCCUGCUGGCAGCUCUGGCCAGUCCUGGGAACAAGCUCGCGGCUGCCAUACAAAUUGCUUUAUGUCACCUCUUCUUCAACCUCUUCGGCAUUCUGCUGUGGUAUCCUCUUCCCUUCAUGCGUCUGCCGAUAAGGAUGGCUCAUAUCUUGGGUGAGCGCACCGCUAAGUACCGCUGGUUUGCAGUCUUGUACCUUCUCCUUUGCUUCCUGCUCCUGCCCUCACUGGUUCUUGGCCUUUCCCUGGCAGGAUGGAGGGUAAUGGCUGGUGUCGGGGCUCCUUUCCUGGGUGUUACCAUCUUCGUCGCCAUUGUAAAUGUAAUGCAGGCACGCAGCCCCGGUUGCCUACCUGCCAAGCUUCAGACUUGGGACUUCCUUCCUCAUUGGAUGCGAUCUCUGAAACCACUGGAUCGCUUGAUCACCAAGGCAACAGUUUGCUGCAGCUCUACGUAUGUUGAGGGACAGGGACAGGAAGAAGAGAUCUCAGCAAAGACAAACGCUAAAGACACAAAGAAAGAAGCUACCUUCAGGAAGGAGGCGCUGGCUUAUGAUAACCCAGUGCUGGACUUCUUGGAGGAGAGUCGACCAGGUGUCAGAGUUUUUAAACUGAGAGGGCUAGAGAGAUGCAACAGCACUCCUCUGUAG